AUGCAGAGCAACAGUAAAUGCCAACACCUGCCGGUUAACGGCCACAGACACUACUACGCACCUUAUCGCGUCACUGACAGUCCCGAGAGAAUGGCCCGAAUGAAAGGAAUGAACACAGGGAUAGGUCUGAGGCCUUGGGGCCCCCGGCACAUCCAUGUGGACGCAACGUAUCUUCAAUGUGAUGCCACUUCCUGUCACACCGAGGGACUCACAACAGUGCAUAUACCUUUCAAGGGCAGACAGGGACAAAGAACAGCAGCCAAACACAGUGCUACUAGAGGACCAGAGGCCACUGCCCAAAACAUCACGAACGCCACAAAUGCGAGGAGCAGACACAGCGGACGCAUCCACACACAAAGGAUGUUGGGGAAUACAAUCCGGACUUGUCAAUGGGAACCAGCGCUGAUGGGGCGAAAACCGACCACAAAACAAGAGGAACGACUACCAGCCAGCAAGGGCCAUGAUGAAUUCCAAGAAACCACAGGAUACGGACAAAUUAGUUUCCCGAAGGUUUAUUAUGUGCUCUGUCCGCAAGUCCCCGGAAACAGCACGGAACGCUUCAAUCAAGCAGCGCGUGUGGAUCACACCGGGCGAGGUCAAAAUGGAUGCCGUUCGCCAGCGCAUGCUAAAUCGGGAACAGAACUCAUGUUUGCAAAAACGGAUCAGACCAUGCGGUCGUUUGGCCUUGGGUGA
Messenger RNA from Aspergillus niger, 693 nucleotides. RefSeq lists its product as hypothetical. NCBI's taxonomy places the organism in Eukaryota, Fungi, Ascomycota, Eurotiomycetes, Eurotiales, Aspergillaceae. The record is from RefSeq and is a predicted model, not a curated record. Bases 1 to 693 code for a protein of 230 amino acids. The transcript has 5 exons.